Syngnathus typhle (broad-nosed pipefish) is the source of this 1354-nucleotide messenger RNA. Its product is annotated as alpha-1-antitrypsin-like. Gene Ontology annotation, molecular function: serine-type endopeptidase inhibitor activity. Gene Ontology annotation, biological process: negative regulation of endopeptidase activity. The transcript is spliced from 6 exons. The record is from RefSeq and is a predicted model, not a curated record. Lineage: Eukaryota; Metazoa; Chordata; Actinopteri; Syngnathiformes; Syngnathidae. The coding region runs from base 78 to 1289 and encodes 403 amino acids.
AUAAAGACAGAAGAAGACCUCACUGUCCUGUCUGUCGGCGUGACUGUGGGUUUUGAGGCUAAAGAGGCAGUCAGCAAAUGUCCACAAUGAUGCAUGCAGCCCUGGGUGUCUGGAUCUUAUCAGCAGUGGUCUGUCUGGGAAGAGGCCACCACCAUGAAGGACACACUGAUGGCAGCCUCUCACACGUGAGCACGGGAAACAAAGAGUUUGCCUUCCGGCUGUACAGGCAGUUGGCGGCUCAUUCUAAGAACCAGGACAAGAACAUCUUUUACUCACCAAGUAGUGUGUCCGUUGCCUUUGCUGCCUUGUCUGUCGGAGCCCGGGAGGAAACCCUCCAACAGCUUUUGAGUGGUCUUGGUUACAACAGUUCCCAAGUUACACAGAAUGAUAUAAACCGAGCCUUUAGUAUGAUCCUCAAAAGGCAAGAGAAUUCAUCAGACAUCAAUGAAGGGACUGCUGUGUUCCUGGAUAACACCAUCCAGCCAAAACCCGAGUUCCUGAAAGAUUUGAAAGAAUCCUUUUAUACAGAUGUGUCGAAUGUUAACUUCCAGCAAACAACAGAAAGUGCUGACACGAUCAAUAAAUAUGUAGCGGAUAAGACACAUGGGAAGAUCGAUAAGUUGGUGAAGAAACUGGAUGCCGGCACCAUCAUGUAUCUCAUAAGCUACAUCUACUUCAAAGGAAUGUGGAACAGUCCUUUUGAUGCCAAACUCACAAAAGAAGACGAGUUUACCGUUGAUGAGAAUACCAAGGUUGCUGUCCAGAUGAUGAACAAGGAGGAUCGUUUUGAUGUCUAUCAUGACCUGGCAAUUAACACGACGAUCUUGCGCCUUCCCUUCAACAGCUCUUACUCCAUGCUCCUUCUGCUGCCUGAUAGCAUGGAAGCACUAGAAAAGGAAAUAGGCCCAGAACAUGUCACCAAAUGGUCAAAGUGGAUGAAAGAGAGGAUGUAUGAUGUAUAUAUUCCAAAGCUCUCUAUUAAGACUGACUACGCUCUGAAGGAAGUGCUGAUUGAAAUGGGAAUGACUCACAUGUUUGAUAAUCGAGCAGAUUUGAGUGGCAUUUUGGAGGGGAAGAAUAUUUUGGUCUCCGACGCUGUGCACCAAGCCACCCUUGAUAUUGACGAGACUGGAGCCACCGCUGCAGCCGCCACAGGCGUUGAGAUCACUUUGAUGUCCUUCCAACACGUCCCUGUGCUGAAGUUCAAUCGUCCAUUCAUGCUUCUUGUCACUGAAAACACCACAGAUGACAUUCUCUUCUUGGGCAAGAUAAUCAAUCCCACCAUUUGAUCAACAGCAGUUGGUUUAUCCUCAUUAUUGUCACCAUAAUAAUAAAAUAAUAUUGCAGUCUUUGA